Messenger RNA from Saccharomycopsis crataegensis, 1347 nucleotides. RefSeq lists its product as uncharacterized. The coding region runs from base 1 to 1347 and encodes 448 amino acids. The record is from RefSeq and is a predicted model, not a curated record. NCBI's taxonomy places the organism in Eukaryota, Fungi, Ascomycota, Saccharomycetes, Ascoideales, Saccharomycopsidaceae. The transcript has a single exon.
AUGGUAGAACUCAAAAGAUCCCUUUCUAAGAGAGUAUUCUCGUCAUUAUCUCUCUCUAAAAGAUCAACGUCAACCUCAGAGAACAAUUCUACAACAAACCCCGACUUUUCGGAUGACUUGACCCAGUCCAAAUCUCGGGAUGAUGAAGUUAUUCACACUCUCAGAUACGAUGAGUUGGACCCUCUAAAUUCAUUAGACCAACCAUUGAGUACCGUCAGCACAACAACAACAACUACUACUACUACUAAUGCCACAACAACAACAACAACUGGCAUGUCCACCCCUUUGCAAUCUUCAGUCAGCAUCUCCAACAAUAGACCAUCACGUAGCAGAACUUCGACCACCAGUUUGCCUGCGUUGCUCAAGAGAAGCAAGUCAUAUCUUUCUGGAAAUGACAAAACACCAAUUGCUCCUCCAGCUUAUGGAUCUUCUCCGACCGUUAACAACGCCAAUAGUUCUACAGUCUCAAAACGUCAAAGUCAAUCUAGCAUAAGUAGAAAUGAUUCCAUCCCUCAGCUACCUUCAACUUUACAAAAUCUUCAUCAAGAGCUCGCCAAAGCCCUCACUUUGAACACCAGUGAUGACAUUAUCGACCCAUCGUCGACUAAUGCCAAUAAUGUCAAUUCUUCUGGGGCUAAAUCACCAUUGAAAUUGGAUCUUUUACCUCCAAACUCCCUCAAAGGACCAGUUUCCUCGGACCAAUUAGCACCAAAUUUACCAUCUCGUCUCACUACCCCAAUCAUGGAGUCGGUGCCAUUUUUCCCUCCUAAUGCUGGCACCACAAUUUCUCAAACUCCAUCGCAUCGUCAAACUGAUUCUGAUGAUAUGGAUUUCACUCGUGGCAACAUAAUGAGCCCGCACGCCAUUAUGGGCACUAGAUCAAGACAAAACUCUUCUGCUACUUCUUUUAGCUCUCACACUACCAAUAAUAACUACAAUUGCCAAAAAUCCCAAUAUAUUUAUUUUGAUAGUACCAAUCAACAAUUCAAUGCCUUGCAAGGCUCCGUCGCCAUCAAUCCAUCGACACAACCAUCCAACAAUGAUCAACAUCAGAAACAACAGAGCGGCAGCGGCUCCAUCUCUGCCAACACUUCCUUUCUCAAUGAUCCGAUCCUUUGCAAUUUGCUUUAUCAUAACAGAGAUAUCGUCACCAGUGAUUUUCUCUUGAAUGAGCCUGACGAAUUGGAAGAUGCAUUUUGUGAUGAAAUGGCCCUUGGAAUUUUGGAUAAGGUGGUGGAAUCCACCCCUAUCAGUGUUGAUGGUGCCGGCAACAGUCCAAACCGUUUGAGAGGCCAGUAUGUGUUUGAUGAAUCGAGAGUUAAUCGCCAAGAUGAAUGGUAUCUCUGA